ACGAUGGUCGAGACGAGGCGGAGCUCGGCGUCCGCGAAGCGCGCCUUUUCUUUCCCCUCCCCCUCGUCUCCCUCCACCAAACGCUCCAAGGUGGAGGCAACCUCGAAGGCGCACGAGACGGACCCGAGGGAGGAGGCGCCGCCGGGCGCCGAGGACCGCCAGGUCGCGCCUGAUCUGCCCGCUGCCGCUGAUCCGCCGACGGAGGCCGGCCAUGCUUCGCCGGAACAGGAGAAGAGGCCCGAGGAUGGGGCGGGGCAGAGUUCCGAGCUUCAAUUGCCGACCCAAGAGCAAACAGCAAAAGCUGAAGGAGAACAAUUGGGGCUGGUGCCGUCGGAACUCCCGAAGAAACGGGUCUUGAAGGUGCAGCCGAAGGCAUGGGCGAAACUUCUUUCGCAGUGUUCACAGAACCCUCAUCUUGUUAUCUGUGGUUCUCAAUUCACUGUUGGUCAAGGCCCAAGCUGCAACUUAUCAUUGAAGGAUCUGUCUGUCAGCAGGAAUCUUUGUAAACUGAAAUAUCUUGAGUGUAGAGGUGCACCAGGGGCCUUGCUUGAAAUAGUAGGAAGAAAAGGCAUUGUGCAGGUUAAUGGAAAAAUCAUUGAGCAAAACUCGCAAAUAAUUCUCAUGGGAGGGGAUGAGGUCAUUUUCGGUUCAUCCAGGAGGCAUGCUUAUAUUUUUCAACCACUUGCUAAUGACAAAUUAACUACACCUGCAUCAUGUUCUGCACCUGGCAUUUUGGAUGCACAGGAUGUUCCUAUCAAAGGGAUUCAAUUUGAGAGCAGAUCUGGAGACCCAUCAGCUGUUGCUGGUGCGUCAAUAUUGGCAUCUCUAUCUAAUCAUAAGAAAGAUCCAUCAGUCCUUCCACCAGCAUCUAGUGGUGAUAAUGCUCAUCAAGGAGUAGAAAAGCCUGCCCUGCCUUCUGCUUGUGAUGUAUCAGAGGUUUGUAAUUCAGACCUUGAUAAGAACUGCGAUGCUACGAAGGGCAAUACUGUUCAUAAUGGGAGUACUGAGGUUCCUUCUGGUGAUGAGGAUGCUGUUGUUUUAGCUACCAAUCUUGGUGUUAAUGGAGCAACUCAGCAUGAUACAAUUGGUUCAGAUGCCCAACUUGAUGCAGAUAUUGGAAAGAUUUCUGGUGCAAACUAUGAGAUAAGGCCGCUUCUGAAGAUGAUUGCAGGAUCAUCGACUGCUGAACUGGAUUUGACUGGAAGCAUAUUUAAAGUGUUUGGGGAUCAGAGGGAGCUCCUUAGGGAUCUUGGUACCCCUGCAUCCUUGCCUACCACUAGAUGCCAAGCCUUUAAGGAUGGUUUGAAACAAGGGAUUGUUGAUGCUAGUGAUAUCCAAGUCUCCUUUGAAAGUUUUCCCUAUUAUCUUAGUGAGAAUACAAAAAAUGUGCUUCUAUCAUGUGCAUACAUUCACCUGGAAUGCAAGGAGUUUAUAAAAUAUGCAACUGAGAUUUCAUCUGUAAAUCCACGAAUUCUACUAACUGGUCCAACAGGAUCUGAAAUCUAUCAAGAAACUUUGGUAAAGGCCCUUGCAAGACACUUUGGUGCCCGAUUACUCAUAAUAGAUUCUCUUCAGCUACCCGGUGGUUCAUCUUCGAAGGACUCAGAAUCCCUAAAAGAAGGUGGCAGGGUCGAGAAAGCAAGCUUCUUUUCUAAGCGUGGUGCAGUUCUUGAUCUUAGAAGACCAACUUCUAGUGUAGAGGCUGAGAUUAUGGGGACAUCUAUGUUAAAUUCCCAUUCUUUGCCAAAGCAGGAGGCAUCAACAGCAUCAUCAAAGAAAUACACAUUUAAAGAAGGCGAUAGGGUAAGAUAUAUUGGCUCAGGAACUUCAUCAGGCUUUCCUCUUCCAGCUCCUCAGAUUGGUCCAAAUUAUGGUUAUCGAGGUAAAGUUGUUCUUGCUUUUGAGGAAAACGGAGCCUCCAAAAUUGGAGUUAGAUUCGAUAAGCAAAUUCCUGAGGGUAACGAUCUUGGUGGGCUAUGCGAGGAAGAUCAUGGCUUCUUUUGCACUGCUGAUUUGCUCCGCCCAGAUUUUUCUGGAGGUGAAGACAUUGAAAGGCUUGGCAUCAAUGAGUUACUAGAGGUUGUAUCUGAAGAAAGUAAAAAUGGUCCUUUAAUCAUUCUAAUAAAGGACAUAGAGAAAUCUAUGGCUGGAGGUACAGAAACAUAUUUAACUUUGAAGAGUAAGCUUGAAUUCAUGCCUGCAGGUGUUCUAAUUAUGGGUUCCCAUACCCAGAUAGACAACCGCAAAGAGAAGUCACAUCCUGGAGGUCUUCUCUUCACAAAAUUUGGAAGCAACCAGACAGCACUGCUUGACUUUGCUUUCCCGGAUAACUUUGGUAGGCUUCAUGAGAGAAGCAAAGAAAUUCCGAAGACCAUGAAGCAGCUCACUAGAUUAUUUCCUAAUAAAGUUUCUAUCCAACUUCCACAGGACGAAGCCCAACUUUUAGAUUGGAAACAACAAUUGGAGCGUGAUGUUGAAAUUCUGAAGGCCAAAUCCAAUAUUCUUAGCAUCCGUUCUUUUCUAAACCGGAAUGGAUUAGACUGUAAUGAUCUUGAAAUGAUAUCCAUAAAGGAUCAAACACUUACGAAUGAAAAUGUGGAUAAAAUAGUUGGCUUUGCACUUAGUCAUCACCUUAAGAACAAUAAAAUUGAAGCAUCUGCGAAGGAUUCUAAGUUUGUAAUUUCCAAUGACAGCAUUAAGCAUGGGCUGUGUAUGCUACAAAGCAUCCAAAGUGAUACCAAGAGUACAAAGAAAUCACUCAAGGAUGUGGUCACUGAAAAUGAAUUUGAGAAAAGACUUCUAGCUGAUGUUAUUCCACCUGAUGACAUUGGAGUUACUUUUGAUGACAUUGGAGCCUUAGAGAAUGUGAAGGACACAUUGAAAGAGUUGGUGAUGCUUCCUCUACAAAGACCAGAAUUGUUCUGCAAAGGACAAUUGACAAAGCCCUGCAAAGGAAUACUGCUCUUUGGUCCUCCUGGUACAGGAAAAACCAUGCUUGCUAAAGCUGUUGCAACAGAAGCAGGUGCAAAUUUUAUCAAUAUAUCAAUGUCAAGCAUCACCUCUAAGUGGUUUGGGGAAGGAGAGAAGUAUGUCAAAGCAGUUUUCUCAUUAGCAAGCAAAAUUGCUCCUAGCGUCAUUUUUGUCGAUGAGGUUGACAGUAUGUUGGGCAGGCGAGAAAAUCCUGGAGAACAUGAAGCCAUGCGCAAGAUGAAAAAUGAAUUCAUGGUGAACUGGGAUGGAUUGCGCACAAAAGAUAAAGAACGGGUAUUGGUGCUUGCUGCCACCAACAGGCCUUUUGACCUUGAUGAUGCUGUCAUAAGGAGGUUUCCUCGGAGAUUAAUGGUAAACUUACCGGAUGCAUCAAAUAGAGAAAAGAUUCUCAGAGUAAUAUUAGCCAAAGAGGAGCUCGCACCAGAUGUUGAUUUGGAAGCACUUGCCAAUAUGACGGAUGGAUAUUCAGGAAGUGACUUGAAGAAUCUGUGUGUAACUGCUGCACAUUGCCCCAUUAGAGAAAUUCUGGAAAAGGAAAAGAAGGAGAGAAGUUUAGCAUUAGCAGAAGGUAGACCUUUACCUGCAUUGCGUGGAAGUGAUGACAUUCGUCCUUUAAGCAUGGAAGACUUGAAAUACGCACAUGAGCAGGUAUGUGCUAGUGUAUCGUCUGAAUCCACAAACAUGAGUGAACUUCUUCAGUGGAAUGAGCUCUAUGGUGAAGGUGGGUCGAGGAAGAAGAAAGCACUGAGCUAUUUCAUGUAGGAGAUGCCCAUUUUGUGUACAGCCGUUCUCUUACAUCCUUGCGUGAAAGCUCGCAAAUUUGGCUGUCAGUGUAACUGGUUUUCCUUCUCAGGCUCCCAUGUAUUUAAUGUGUGUCAUGUCAUUUAUCAAUCUGUAAUUUAUAGUAAGUUAUAUUCUAUCAUUUUCAUCGAGCUGGUAUAACAGUAGCCUUUUUUGUCUGUAAAAUGCAGCACUUUAGCAGGGCUGAAGGCCUCUGUAAAUACCAUAGAAAUUGCCGAGAGGAAUAAACACUGCAACUAGAGUUCUUCCUUUUUCGAAUUAAUAUCGUUUUAGUUCAA
Elaeis guineensis (African oil palm) is the source of this 4070-nucleotide messenger RNA. RefSeq lists its product as uncharacterized. NCBI's taxonomy places the organism in Eukaryota, Viridiplantae, Streptophyta, Magnoliopsida, Arecales, Arecaceae. Gene Ontology annotation, cellular component: mitochondrial outer membrane. Gene Ontology annotation, molecular function: ATP binding; protein binding; ATP hydrolysis activity. The record is from RefSeq and is a predicted model, not a curated record.